Messenger RNA from Spinacia oleracea (spinach), 1747 nucleotides. RefSeq names its product malate dehydrogenase, chloroplastic. Gene Ontology annotation, molecular function: L-malate dehydrogenase (NAD+) activity. Gene Ontology annotation, biological process: malate metabolic process; tricarboxylic acid cycle. The record is from RefSeq and is a predicted model, not a curated record. Lineage: Eukaryota; Viridiplantae; Streptophyta; Magnoliopsida; Caryophyllales; Amaranthaceae. The coding region runs from base 192 to 1436 and encodes 414 amino acids. The transcript is spliced from 2 exons. Gene Ontology annotation, cellular component: mitochondrion; cytoplasm.
CUUGUAUCCUUUUCGGUAGAUUCGACGAAAAUGCACCAUUCUCUUCAGUGACGAAAUUGUGCACGCUCAACCUCUCUCCCUAUUUAUACCCUCUCUCUCUGUCUCUCUCCUCUCUACCACAUUGUCACUGCAUUUCAUUUUUCUCGACACCUCAGGUUGCUGUGAUACUCUUUUUCUCUCAAUAGCACAAGAUGGCCGCAACAGCAGCUACAAACAUCUCUUCUACAUCAAUUGCAUCCUGCAAUGUGAAGGUAGGAAUGGUCCCAAAAAUGAAGCCGUCUGGUGUUCAGAUGAAAUCUACCCAUGAUUUUAGGAACUUCAGUGGUCUUAAAGCAGCAGCAUCUGUUAUCUGUGAAUCAGAGUCAUCGUUUUUCGGAAAGGAUGGCGUUGUUGCCCUGCGUAAUUCUUUUGAAACAAAAGCUGUGAAACAAAACAUCCAGUCUGUUGCCUGUUUACAACCUAAGGUUCAAGCAUCAUUUAAAGUGGCGGUUCUUGGAGCAGCUGGAGGGAUUGGUCAGCCAUUGUCACUCUUGGUCAAAAUGUCCCCGCUAGUCUCAGAUCUCCAUCUUUAUGAUAUUGCAAAUGUCAAGGGAGUUGCUGCUGACUUGAGCCACUGCAAUACACCCUCAGAGGUUUUAGCUUUUACUGGGCCGGAGCAGUUGGCAGAUGCCUUGAAAGGUGUGGACGUAGUUGUCAUCCCUGCUGGUGUUCCAAGGAAACCAGGAAUGACUCGAGAUGACCUCUUCAAUAUCAAUGCUGGCAUAGUGAAGACUUUAGUAGAAGCUGUUGCUGACAACUGCCCUGAUGCCUUUAUUCACAUAAUCAGCAACCCUGUGAAUUCAACUGUGCCAAUUGCUGCAGAGGUGCUGAAACAAAGGGGUGUUUAUAAUCCUAAGAAGCUUUUUGGUGUCACUACUCUAGAUGUUGUGAGGGCUAACACAUUUGUUGCACAAAAGAAGAAUUUAAAACUCAUUGAUGUAGAUGUGCCAGUGAUUGGUGGACAUGCUGGUAUAACCAUUUUGCCUCUGUUGUCUAGGACAAAACCCUCUGUGAGUUUCAGCAAUGAAGAAAUCGAAGAACUAACAGUAAGAAUCCAGAAUGCUGGAACAGAGGUUGUGGAAGCUAAAGCAGGGGCUGGUUCAGCGACACUGUCUAUGGCGUAUGCUGCUGCUAGAUUUGUGGAGUCUUCUCUACGUGCUCUUGACGGAGACUCAGACGUGUAUGAGUGCUCGUUUGUGCAAUCAGAGUUAACUGAAGUUCCAUUCUUUGCAUCAAGAAUAAAGCUGGGGAAGAAGGGAAUAGAAGCUUUUGUGAAUUCUGACAUGCAAGGACUGACUGACUAUGAGUCGAAGGGUCUUGAAGCUCUAAAGUCUGAGCUAAAAGCUAGCAUUGAGAAGGGUAUUGCUUUUGCUAACAAACAAGCAGUUAAUGCUUGAUCUUCCUUUCUAGGUAUGGAAAUGGAAAUGCUUAGAGUGAGUGAUAUGAUGUUAGACUUGGUUGUCGCUCUCAAUUUUGUAGAUUGAUAAGAGUUUGAUUCCCAUUUUGAAUAAAUUGUGCGGAGGCUCGAAUGUCCUGUGAUUUGUGUUGUGGGGAAAAUUCGUUGUUGUGUGUGAUCCUGGAAUUAUCUUGAGUAGUGUCACUGAAUACUUUGUUAGUUGGAGGAUGUUUUUGUUGGGAUGAGUUAGUUGGAGGAUAUGUUUUGUUGUGAAUCGUGAAGCUUCAUUUAAAUUUGAAUUACAUUUGGAUA